AUGCGUGUUCUUCAAACACUCUUCCUACUGGGCGUCGCCUUGGUGCCCGCAACAGUCGCGGUGGUGGAUGACCCAGCCAAAGAUGCAACGCCCUACCAUGACGAGUUCACGCUUUUCCACAGCGCCAAUAUGGGCUCACCCGACAAACUAGCAAGCGGUGUUGGCUUCCAUUCCUUCCGUAUACCGGCGGUCGUUCGCACUGCUACCGGCAGAAUCCUCGCCUUUGCAGAAGGACGUCGACAUGACAAUAGAGAUUUCGGUGACAUCAAUCUCGUAUACAAGCGCACCAAGACUACCACGAAUAACGGUGCCAGUUACGCUGACUGGGAAAGCCUGCGCGAGGUAGUUGGUAGUGGCGACGGCACCUGGGGUAAUCCCACACCGGUAGUAGACGGUUCCACGAUCUACUUGUUUUUGUCCUGGAAUAAUGGCAGCUACAGCCAGAAAGGAGGCGACGAGCUACCAGAUCAAACCAUCACCAAGAAGAUUGAUAAGACAUGGUAUGGUCGUCGACAUCUAUUCCUUACAACCAGCGUCGACGACGGCGACACAUGGUCGAAACCCGAGGAUUUGACUACUACAUUGACUCCCGAAAACUGGUCUUGGGAUGCAGUUGGGCCGGGCAAUGGAAUCAAACUCGAUUCUGGGGAGCUCGUUAUUCCAGCUAUGGGCCGCAACAUUGUCGGUCGUGGCACGACGGGCAAACGGACUUGGUCAGUACAGCUUCUCACCGGUGCUGGAGCCGAAGGCACUAUUGGUCAGACGCCGGAUGGAAAGCUAUACCGCAACGACCGACCAAGCUCUGCAGGUCAUCGUAUCGUCGCAAGAGGCAGCCUCGAUGCAGGGUUCAGUUCAUUCACUUCAGAUGAAGGUUUACCCGACCCGGCAUGCGAGGGCUCCGUGUUGAAGUAUAAUUCGGACGCGCCGGCGAGAACGAUUUUCCUCAACUCGGCUUCCACUACGAGUAGACGUGCGAUGAGAGUCCGCAUUAGCUAUGACGAUGAUGCUGCCAAGUACGAUUAUGGGCGCAAACUUUCAGACGCCCCUGUCAGCUCUGCUGGGUAUGAGGGCGGAUACUCUAGCAUGACGAAGACGGCAGACUACAAGAUUGGAGCUUUGGUUGAAAGUGAUUUCUUCAACGACGGAACUGGGAAGGACUCAUAUAGAUGUAUACUUUGGCGAAGGUUCAAUUUGUCGUGGAUUUUGAACGGGCCAAACAAUUAG
Penicillium cataractarum is the source of this 1224-nucleotide messenger RNA. RefSeq names its product putative extracellular sialidase/neuraminidase. The transcript has a single exon. The record is from RefSeq and is a predicted model, not a curated record. Gene Ontology annotation, biological process: ganglioside catabolic process; oligosaccharide catabolic process. Gene Ontology annotation, molecular function: exo-alpha-sialidase activity. Bases 1 to 1224 code for a protein of 407 amino acids. Gene Ontology annotation, cellular component: cytoplasm; intracellular membrane-bounded organelle; membrane. Lineage: Eukaryota; Fungi; Ascomycota; Eurotiomycetes; Eurotiales; Aspergillaceae.